This is a messenger RNA of Euleptes europaea (tarantolino), 3093 nucleotides long. It is a transcript of the gene PCDH8, whose product is annotated as protocadherin 8. Gene Ontology annotation, biological process: homophilic cell-cell adhesion. The coding region runs from base 1 to 3093 and encodes 1030 amino acids. The transcript has 3 exons. NCBI's taxonomy places the organism in Eukaryota, Metazoa, Chordata, Lepidosauria, Squamata, Sphaerodactylidae. Gene Ontology annotation, cellular component: plasma membrane. The record is from RefSeq and is a predicted model, not a curated record. Gene Ontology annotation, molecular function: calcium ion binding.
AUGGCCCCUCGGCGGGGCGGGCUGCGCCUGCCGUGGGCGGCCUGGCUGCUGCUGGGCGCCGCGGCGGGCACGACCCUGCGCUACGCCACCGACGAGGAGGAGCCGCCGGGCACGGUGAUCGGCACGCUGGCCGACGACCUGCCCCCGACGGCGGCGGCGGGCGAGGCGCGGCGCUUCCGGCUGCUGGAGCAGGCGUCGGGCAACGGCUCGCGGGUGUCGGUGCGGGCGCGGGACGGGCAGCUGAGCGUGGGCGCGGCGCGGCUGGACCGGGAGGCGCUGUGCGCGCCGUCGGAGGAGGCGUGCGUGCUGGCCUUCGACGUGGUGAGCCUGGGCGGCGGCGGCGGCGGCGGGGCGGCGGCGCUGGUGCGCGUGGAGCUGGAGGUGCGCGACGUGAACGACCACGCGCCCGCCUUCCCGUCGGCGCUGCUGGCGCUGGAGGUGUCGGAGGCGGCGGCGCCGGGCACGCGCCUGCCGCUGCCGCUGCCCCACGACCCGGACGCCGGCGCGCACGGCGUGCAGAGCUUCGCCCUCUCGCCCAACGCGCACUUCGGCCUGGAGGCGCAGCGGCGCGCCGACGGGCGCAAGGGCGCCGAGCUGGUGCUGCUGGCCGCGCUGGACCGCGAGGCGCAGGCCGCCUUCCGCCUCCAGCUGGUGGCCAAGGACGGCGGCAGCCCGGCGCGCUCGGGCACGGCCGCCCUGCGCGUGCGCGUGCUGGACGCCAACGACCACGCGCCCGCCUUCCCCGGCGGCGCGCUGCGCACCGUCGAGCUGCCCGAGGACGCGCCGCCCGGCUGGCCGCUGCUCACCCUCGACGCCGCCGACCCCGACGAGGGCGCCAACGGGCAGCUGCUCUACUCGUGGGGCGGGCAGGUGCCGGCCGAGGCGCGCGCCCGCUUCGCCCUGGACGCGCGCAGCGGCCGCCUCAGCCUGCGCGCCCCCCUCGACUACGAGGCGCAGCGCGCCUGGGAGCUGGACGUGACGGCCCGCGACGGCGGCGCCAGCCCGCUGGCCGCCAGCUGCAAGGUGCUCGUCCGCCUGCUCGACGUGAACGACAACGCGCCCGCCCUGGCCGUCAGCGCCCUGGCCGCCCCGCAGGGCCCCGACGGGCCGGCCGCCGUCAGCGAGGCCGCGCCGCCCGGCAGCCUGGUGGCCCUGGUGCGCGCCUCCGACGCCGACGCCGGCGCCAACGGGCAGGUGCGCGUGGCCCUGCUGCCCCCCGACGGCGCCGCGCCGCCCCCCUUCGCCCUGCAGCGCGCCUACGGGGCCAGCUACGCCCUGCUCACCGCCGGGCCCCUGGACCGCGAGCGCGUCCCCGAGUACAACCUCACCCUGCUGGCCGAGGACCUGGGCGCGCCCCCCGCCCGCACCCGACGCCCCCUCACCGUCCGCCUCCUCGACGAGAACGACAACGCCCCCCGCUUCGCCCGCCCCCGCGCCCAGGUGGCCCUGCCCGAGAACAACCCCCCCGGCGCCUACCUGGCCGCCCUCAGCGCCCACGACCCGGACCUGGGCGCCAACGCGCGCCUCACCUACCGCCUGCUCGACGGGCGCCUCCUCGACGCCCCCCUGGCCACCUACGUCUCCGUGGACCCCGCCACCGGGGCCGUCUACGCCGCCCGCGCCUUCGACUACGAGAGCCUGCGGCAGCUGGAGCUCACCGUCCAGGCCACCGACGGCGGCUCCCCGCCCCUCUCCGCCACCGCCGUGCUCACCGUGCGCCUGGUGGACCAGAACGACAACGCCCCCGCCAUCACCCAGCCGCCGCUCGCCAACGGCUCCCUGGAGGUGGGGGUGUCCAGCAAGGCCCCCCGCGACUCCCUGGUGGUGCAGCUCAAAGCCAAGGACGCCGACGAGGGGGUCAACGCCCAGCUGAGCUUCGCCCUCCUGGACGACCCCCGCCUGCCGCAGCCACGGACCCUGGACCUCUUCGCCGUCGACCAGAAAACGGGCGAGGUCUUCCUGGCCGGCCGCCUCUCCGAGGAGCAGCUGGGCCACGUCUACCGGGCGCUGGUGGUGGUGACCGACGGCGGGCAGCCGCCCCUGGCCGCCACCGCCACCGUCAGCUUCGUGGUGACGGCCGAGGCGCCCCCCUCCGGCCAGCGGGACGCGGCCUCCCGGGCCGGCCCCUGGGCAGGGGGCAAGGCGGUGCAGUGGGACGUCCCCCUGAUCGUCAUCGUCGUCCUGGCCGGCAGCUGCACCCUGCUGCUGGCGGCCAUUGUCACCAUCGCCACCACCUGCAACCGGCGAAGGAAGGAGAAGGAGGGGGCCCUGCAGGAGCCCCUGGACAGCUUCCCCCUGCAGAAGGGCCCGCCCGAAGGCCAGGGGGGCCUGCCCCCCGCCAGCCCCCCGGCCAGCGCCUUCCAGGUGCACUCCUCCUUCCCCAGCAAGGCUUCCUUUGAGAGCCCCCAGCGCUCCCCAGCCAGCGAAGACACCCCGGCCUCCGAGAACAGCCGAGAGAGCGCCACCAGCCUCUACUACAGCCAGAGCAGGCUCCGGGAGCCCAACACAGAGUCCUAUGCCUCUACUCCCAGUUACAGUAAAGAGCCAGGAGCCCCCCCAGCCCCCAUCUGGAAGGGUCAUUCUUUCAACACCAUCUCGGGCCGAGAGGCAGAGUUCAGUGGAAAGGACAGUGGGAAAGGGGACAGCGACUUCAAUGACAGCGACUCAGAUAUCAGCGGAGACGCCCUAAAGAAGGACCUCAUCUCUCACAUGCAGAAUGGGCUGUGGGCGUGCACCGCCGAGUGCAAGAUCCUGGGCCAUUCGGACCGCUGCUGGAGCCCCUCCUGCGGCCGCUCCAACCCCCACGCCUCGCCUCACCCCAAGGCCCAGCUCUCCACCUUCAGCAAGAGCACCUCUCUGCCCAGGGACUCCCUCCGCCGGGACCACUUCUACCAGGCGCAGCUGCCCAAGACCAUGGGGCUGCAGAGCGUCUACGAGAAAGUCCUGCACAGGGACUUUGAGAGGACAAUCACCCUGCGGUCCCCUCCUCACCCGGGGCGGCUGCCCGACCUCCAGGAGAUCUCCGUGCCCUUGUUCCAGGCUUCUCCGGUGCGCUAUUUAGGCCCUGCGUCUGACGCCACUCAGAAAGUUUAA